AUGGGAGUUGUUGCUGAACGGCAACCUGCAGUUCAGGUCUGCCAGCCAUCGCGGACGAAGUAUCCGGAGCUGAGGCUACCCACAUUCUCGGGAAAGCUGUUGGAAUGGAUCAACUUUCGGGACAACUUCAAGUCGUUGAUACACGACAACCAUCAACUCUGUACAAUCGAUAAAUUCAAUUAUCUACGUACCUCGUUGAAGGAUGAUGCUCUUCUGCAGAUCAAUCAAAUUCAAGUGACUGCUGCCAACUACACUCUCGCUUGGGGAAUUCUGGAGUCGAAGUUCGAGAACCACAAGCUCAUCGCACAGGAACAUUUGAAGGCAUUGUUCGCUGUUGCGCCAAUGAAAUUGGAGAGCUUUCAAGGAUUGAACCAUGUUCUAACGACGUUCAGGAUCAACCUCCAACAGUUGGAGAAGCUGGGUGAAAAUACGGAAAACUGGAGUACGCUGUUGGCUUUCAUGCUAUCCCAGAAACUGGACGAUGAUACGCUUCGCCAGUGGGAAACCCACCACAGCUCGAAGAAUAUUCCCUCCUACAAGGCAAUGGAGGAGUUUCUGGAGAAUUACUGUGGAAUCCUGCAGUCAACGUCAGCGCGAAGAAGUAACGAGUGCAGGAAGUCAUACAAGAACCCAGUAGUUCACGCUGUGGUAUCGUCGAAAGACGAUUGCCCAAUCUGCAAUGCUGGACCACAUUCCGUGGAGCAGUGUAGACGUUUCGGGAAUAUGAAGGUCGUUGAUAGGAAGAUGCUUGUUCGAAAGCUCGGAUUGUGCCUAAAUUGCUUGCGUUCCGGUCAUUUCGUUGCGGAUUGUUCGAGGUCUACGUGCAAUAAGUGUGGAUACAGCCACCACUACCUGCUUCAUCCGUACACCGCAUUCGCAAAAUCCUGUCAAACGACGAGCUGCUUGUCCAUCGAGGAGUCUGCCUGUGAAGCCAUCUUUGAGGAGACAACCACAAGAGAUCCUGAUGGAAAAUUUCGGGUAACAUUGCCGAAAAGGAAGCAUAUGCUGGAGAAACUGGGAGAGUCUAAGGCGAUAGCGAAGAAACGGUACCUCUCCAUGGAGAAACGGCUGAAUGCCAACCCGGAAAUGAAGGCAUUGUAUUCGACUUUCAUGCACGACUACCUUUCCAUGGGUCAUAUGACGGAGGUAGUAAACGACGAUGAGGAAUCUGGUCCGGAAUAUUACUUGCCGCAUCAUGCAGUGCUGAAACCAGACAGCACUACUACAAAACUAAGAGUAGUUUUCGAUGCAUCGUAUUCUACGGAUUCGGUUGUGUCCUUGAAUGACGUCUUGAUGGUGGGACCUGUCGUUCAAGACGACCUACGAAGCAUCCUUUUACGAUUCCGGUUGUUCAAGUAUGCUGUUGUAGGAGACGCAGAGAAAAUGUACCGGAUGGUAUGGCAGCACGAACUGGAUCAGCUGCUGCACAAGAUAUUCUGGAGAGAUUCGGUUCAGGAGCCAUUGCGGACGUACAAGCUAUCCACUGUAACGUACGGUACAUCAUCUGCACCUUACCUUGCCACUCGUUGUCUGAACAAGUGUGCUGAGGAUGGAGCAGAGCGCUAUCCCGUAGCUUCAGUGGUGGUCAAGAAGAGUUUUUAUGUUGACGACAUGCUAGCCGGCUCUCAUACCGUUGAAGAAGGCGAACAGCUCUGUAAGGAGGUACUGGAGCUCCUGAAGGGAUCAGGUUUCAACCUCAGGAAGUGGAACUCCAACAAUCCAACAAAAAUUUUGAAGGCAAUACCCUCGCAUCUGCGGGACGAUCGAGAAUUCCUGAAUUUAGAUGAGAAGGCAACUGUGAAGACGUUAGGUCUCACUUGGAAGACGGCUACGGACACACUGUGGAUCAAGGUUCCGGAUUGGAGGCCAGGUGGGCCAAUCACGCAUCGUGUUGUUCUAUCCGAGAUAGCACGUCUUUUCGACCCCUACGGACUAGUUGGUCCGGUAGUAGUCCAAGGAAAACUAUUUCUUCAAGAGCUUUGGAAGGCGAAGUACUCCUGGGAUGAACCACUAAGUGAUGAGCUUCAGUCACAAUGGUUGGAGUUCAGAACCAAUCUUUGCGAGUUAGACGCUGUGUCUGUUCCUCGAUGGAUCAGGUUCGGAAGAGAUGUAAUCACAUGUGAAUUCCACGGAUUCAGCGAUGCAAGUGAUAAAGCAUACGGUGCCGCGAUAUACUUAAGAUGUGUGAACCGGGACGGAGAAGUCACGAUCAACCUACUGUUGGCCAAAUCAAAGGUUGCGCCGUUAGAGGACCUUAGUAAAAGGAAGAAGAAGCAAUCCACACCUCGGUUGGAGCUAUCUGCUGCGCUACUGUUAGCGCACCUGUAUGAGUCUGUCUCCACCAGCAUGAUGAUAGCAGCCAAAUCAUUCUUCUGGACCGAUUCUACAAUUGUAAAAUUCUGGAUUUCGUCACACCCGUCUAGAUGGCAGGUCUUUGUGGCCAAUCGUGUAUCAGAGAUACAACAUGUGACAAAGGGUGGAAUCUGGAACCACGUUCCGGGAAUCGAGAAUCCCGCUGACAUAAUUUCGAGAGGAGCCACUCCAGCUCAGAUAACGAGCAAUUCUCUGUGGUGGAAUGGUCUAGAAUGGCUGAAAAAGGAAACCCAGUACUGGCCUGUAAACGAGCAGGUUCCAGAGCAGCAGUUCGAUUCGGUAAUCCUGGAGGAGAGACCACUAGUGUCAGCAGUCCUACAGACUCUGCCUCCAAGUGAGAUUUUCACGCUACGUUCGUCUCUACUGAACCUUGUUCGUCUGACCGCUUGGAUACGCCGUUUUUCCUUCAACUGUCGACCAAGAAAUCGGUUGCAUAGGAAAACUGGAUUGCUGACAGCUGGUGAACAUGAUUCAUCCUUGAUUCUCCUAGUGCAGCUAGCCCAAUCGGAAUGUUUUCCAUUGGAAUUAUCAAACCUUGCGGCUAAGGGCGAAGUUAGGCCUUCGUCGAAGCUGCAUGCUCUGAAUCCUGUGAUGGUUGAUGGGAUACUCUGCGUUGGCGGCCGGCUCGGAAAUGCUCCUGUUUCGCGAGGAAGGAAACAUCCGAUGAUUUUGGAUAGCCAUCAUCCACUCACGAAGCUCAUCUUGGUCGACUAUCACCGGCGAUUGCUGCAUGGAGGACCGCAGUUGAUGAUAUCGUGUGUUCGAGAGAGGUUUUGGCCGUUGAGCGUCAGAAACUUAGCCAGGAAGGUAAUGCACGAGUGCGUAAAGUGUUUCAGGGUGAAACCACGCGUCCAUGAUCAGUUGAUGGGAGAUCUUCCGUUGGAACGAGUAUCACCAGCUCCUGCUUUCCAACGAGUGGGUAUCGAUUAUUGUGGACCAUUCGAACUGCAGCCUGUCACCCGGAAGAGCGCUCCGGUGAAAUGCUAUCUCUGUUUAUUCGUUUGCUUAGUCUGCAAAGCCGUCCACAUUGAGGUCGUGAUGGACCUCACCACCGAGACAUUUCUUGCUGCUCUUCGGAGAUUUGUUGCCAGACGGGGAAGACCGGAGUUGAUACUCUGCGACAACGCCUCCAAUUUCGUGGGAGCACAAAGAGAACUGCGUGAAUUGCAUCGAAUGUUUCGUCAACAACAGUUCCAAGAAAAGGUGUCAAUGGAGGCUGCACAAGAUUCGAUCGAAUUCAAAUUCAUCCCUGCCAGAUCACCCAACUUUGGUGGCUUGUGGGAAGCCGCAGUCAAAUCGCUGAAAGGGCACAUGAGGAGAGUAAUCGGCAACAGAAUGCUGAAGUAUGAUGAACUGCAUACCGUUGUGACGCAGAUUGAAGCAUGUCUAAAUUCGAGACCGCUGACACCUCUCAGUAAUCACUCCGGUGACUUGGAAGCAUUGACUCCCGGGCAUUUCUUGAUCCAACGCCCACUCACCUCAGCACCCGAACCAAGUCUUCAUGAUCUACCAGAGAAUAGGCUCAAUAGAUGGCAACGUGUUCAGAACUACAGUCAACUGAUUUGGAAGCGCUGGUCAACGGACUACUUGUCAACUCUGCAGAGUCGCAACAAAUGGACAAGGCAAAGAAAUAAUUUGAACGUUGGAACAAUGGUUCUUUUGAAGGAGGACAACAUUCCACCUCUCAAGUGGAAGCUGGGACGCGUCAUGGAGACUCACCCAGGGCCAGACGGGAACGUGAGAGUUGUCACCGUUCGUACGAAGGAUGGCUCUUAUCGCCGGGCUAUUUCGAAGAUACGUAUUUUUCUCAUCCGAGAUAAUCAACUGGAUGUCGAGGAAUCGCAGUAG
Ochlerotatus camptorhynchus is the source of this 4221-nucleotide messenger RNA. RefSeq lists its product as uncharacterized. The record is from RefSeq and is a predicted model, not a curated record. Gene Ontology annotation, biological process: DNA integration. Bases 1 to 4221 code for a protein of 1406 amino acids. Lineage: Eukaryota; Metazoa; Arthropoda; Insecta; Diptera; Culicidae. Gene Ontology annotation, molecular function: nucleic acid binding. The transcript has 2 exons.